UAUUUUUUACAGACUCUUAUAGAUGGAAAGGUAUUCUUGAUAUAAAGAAUUAAGUGAAGGAAUUUAGAGUAGCGCUGGCCUCUGUAAUAAUGAGGAGAAAUUGUAUCUUGAAACUGUUACUUGGACUCACCGUGUUUGGAAACACGCAUGGUGUUCUGUACCCGUAUGGGCCCGAAAAUGGCGACGGUAUAGCAGACUGUGGAAGAUGGAACCUUGGAUCUGUAAAAAUUCCCUUGAAUGAUCCGAUUCCUUUCUUUGGGGGUCCCCCGUUAGCGGAUGUUUGGAUUUCAACAUUUGGUGCCUUGUCGCCCAACAAAAUAAAAGACCAUCGUGUAAACCAGAUUCUCAACAACACCAUUCUUGCUCCCUUUUUUGUCUCCUCCCAACCCGGUGGUGAAGGAAUCAUUCAUCAUCGACAAGUUUGUGGAAAUGAUCCGCUGUUGAUGCAAAUCUCAAUCGACGUAGCAAGGUCAAGAAACGUACCGAAUGUUAAUUUUGCGCCAAAUUGUGCACUCGUGGUGACUUGGAGCAAAGUGUCCUCACUGGAUGAUUCAGACCAGACCAACACUUUCCAAGCAGUAAUUGCCUCAGAUGGUGAGAAGAGUUAUGCGAUAUACAACUACCCACGUAAUAUUACUUGGAUAACUGGGAACAACAGACCUGCCGUGGCUGGUGUGUUUGUCUCAGGUGACCUAAUGUCAAGUUGUGAAGUUCACCUGCCUGGUUCUGAAACACCAAUGGUUCAAAACUUAGGCACAAACACAUGGGUAAAUGGUGUUCGUGGUAGAUAUGUAUUGGACAUAUCAAGUCCAUUGAAGUGCUCGUCUAAAUUUAUUUCCCCAUGUGGCAACCUAACUGAGGACCGUGGGACAUCUGAAGGUUACUUUCAAUACACAGAAGAUGGGACAGGCCGUUUUUUCAGGAGGUUUACUUGUAAUGUCGGUUUCUACUUAUCUCCUGACACCAACACACGAGAUGUGGAUUGUGUGUAUGAUCCUGAUUAUUACACUUAUGAGUGGGAGGAAUUGCCUAAUGGUUGUCUAGAUCUGAAUGCAACACGGAGACUACAGACUUCACUGGAAGUCUCAAGAUUCAACAACACCGACCUGUUGUCCUGGUACGAUGAUCCAACAACUCUGCAAACAUUGUUGCAAGACUACUUACCUGAAUCAAUAAACCACUUGGUUGAAGUAGCGGGUAUAAGAGGGGUUGUCAAUAAUGUGGACAGUAUUUCUAACUUAACUAGAGACGGAAAUACAGCAAGUGUAAACGUUAAUUUCACGACUUAUGUACCAACUUACAACAACAAAAGACUGAACGGAGAUAAACUAGGACAAGAAAUUGAAAACGCUUUACGAAAUGAUGGUCAAGUAGAUCUGGUUUCAUACAAUCCCUCUGCAAAUACAACAGAAAUUGUUAAUGAAUGUCUCCAAAGUUGUUUAUGUUGGAUGAACUAUGACCCAGUAAGAUGCAAAGCUGGGAAAAUAAAACCAGAUAUUCUUCCUGAUGCUUGCUGUGGCUGCCCUGGACAAGCUUAUACAAGUUCUUUGAAGGCGUGUUGCAACAACCGUCAAAUCUAUGACCCAACGAAGUCUGUUUGUUGCGGCCGACAUGUCAGGCAAGGAUCAAGUUGCCCUCCUUCCAGAAAGUUCCGGAAAUAGAAAUUAUAUUUCGUUCCACCAUUUAUUUAGACUGCACUUGCCGGAAAGAAUUUUUUCUGCUUCUGUUGCUACCAGGCAUAAUGCAAUGCUGCUAUGUAAUACAUGUUUUCAAUAGCUUCACUGGUAAAAAA
Messenger RNA from Ciona intestinalis (vase tunicate), 1792 nucleotides. Lineage: Eukaryota; Metazoa; Chordata; Ascidiacea; Phlebobranchia; Cionidae. The record is from RefSeq and is a predicted model, not a curated record.